AUUACCUCGGGUGAAGAAUAACCUAUUCUGCACCUUGGGUGAUGAAUAGUAACACUAUAUAUUGGUGUUGUAGAAAUUGAUAUAUCUUUGUCAAACUUAAUGAAAUUUGACUUGGACAAGCUAGAACUUCAAUUAUUUUGAAAUGGCGGUAGUAGUUUAUUGGGCACUACUUUUGAUUUGUACUAUCACACGCUACGGCGUGUUUCGUACAGUAGUUCAACGUCAAACUCUGGAUGAAGAAUUAAUUAGCAUAUCACAUGUGUUAUCUGACACUGCUCAGUUAAAUAAUCUGACAGCGCCACUUGCUUACUGAACAAAUUUUCUCUUCAUUCUCUAUUGCCAGAUCGGGUCUUCGCUCUUGGAACUCAAUCCAUCCAGUUCAGCCAGCCAUGGAGUUCCUGCAGGACAGCAUCCCCAAGGUGUGCCUCGCCGCCGCGGCCGCCGCGCUGUACGCGCGCGCGUCGUCGUCCCUCCUCCGGCCCGGCCUCCCCCGCCUCGUCGCGCUGCUCCCGGUGCUCGCGUUCCUCGCCGCCGCGCCCUUGGCGUGCACUUCCUCCACCAACGUCCGGGGCACCGCCGCCUUCUUCCUCGCCUGGCUCGGCACAUUCAAGGUCGCCCUCCUCGCCGCCGGCCGCGGGCCGCUCGACCCAGCGCUGCCCGUGCUCACGUUCCUCUUCACCGCCUUGCUCCCCGUCAAGCUCCGCGGAGCAGCGGCGCCGGCCAAGGCCGGCAAGCCGGUGUCGCUCGUUUCCUGCGCGGUCAAGGUCGCCGUCAUAGCCGUCCUGCUCUGGCUCUACCAGUUCAGCGACCGGAUGCACCUCUACGCGCGCCUCGCGCUGUACGGCGUCCACAUGUACUGCUUCUUCGACCUCCUCCUCCCCUGCAUCGCGGCCGCCGGCGGCGCGCUCGGCAUGGAGAUGGAGCCGCAGUUCGACCGGCCGUACCUGGCCUCGUCGCUGCGCGACUUCUGGGGCCGGCGGUGGAACCUCAUGGUGUCCGCCAUCCUCCGGCCGUCGGUCUACGACCCCGUGCGCGCCCGCGCAGGGAGCGCCGCCGGCGUGCUGGCCUCGUUCGCGGUGUCCGGGCUGAUGCACGAGGCCAUGGUGUGCUACCUCAGCCUGCGGUGGCCGCCCAGCGGCGGGAUGGCCGCGUUCUUCGUCCUCCACGGCGUCUGCUGCGUCGCCGAGGGGUGGUGGGCGCGGCGGUGGGCGACGAGCGGGUGGCCGCCCCUGCAGCGCCCCGUGGCCACGGCGCUGGUGGGGCUGUUCGUGACGGCCACGUCGUUCUGGCUCUUCUUCCCGGCUCUUCUUCCCGGGGUCGAGGAGAAGCUGAUGGAGGAGUGGGCCGCAGUGGGGGCUUUCUUCCUCGACGCCGGCGGGAAAGUUCCGUCGUAUGGUCAACGGAGCAAAAGUUAGAAAGAUCAACCCCACGUAUACAAAAUUACAAAUCGAAUGCUCAGCUUUUGUAGUCUGGAGAAAAGCAAUUCCGGGAGAUCCCGUGCAUGAAUCAUCCGUCUUUGAUGUAUUGUUUUUUGUUGUGUAUUCUAUUAUUUAUUUUUAUGAGUAAAUCACAAAAACAUAUUUGUUGAUCCUAGAUAAAAAGGAACACCAUGUUUCACUUCUUUGAGAAACAUGUCACCAUUG
This is a messenger RNA of Aegilops tauschii subsp. strangulata, 1643 nucleotides long. RefSeq names its product probable long-chain-alcohol O-fatty-acyltransferase 4. NCBI's taxonomy places the organism in Eukaryota, Viridiplantae, Streptophyta, Magnoliopsida, Poales, Poaceae. The record is from RefSeq and is a predicted model, not a curated record. Gene Ontology annotation, biological process: lipid metabolic process.